GCCCGUAGCAUAGGUUGAAGGCAGUCUAAAUUCUAAUAAGCCCUUGGAUAAGAAAAACCCGACAAUGAAAUGAAGCCAAACUUAUUUAGCACGGUGAGAAGCCAUGGAUGCAGCUUUACCUACUCUCAUGGCCUCCUCCUCUUCCUCCUCCGGCUUUCCUCCAACUGGGUCUUUGCUGGAGUCAUUGAUCCACAUCUCUAAUGAAGCCACCACAUCUGCAGAAAAGCUUCCUUCAUCUAUACAGGUCAAAAAUGUGUCGACCAUGAUCAGAAGGAUUAAGCUUCUCUCUUCACUGUAUGAGGAGAUCCAGGAAGAAGACAGCCCGCUUCCUCCAUCCUCAAUCCUGUGCCUCACCGAGCUCUUUUCGGUUAUUAAAAGAGCAAAGCUUUUGAUACAGGAUUGCAAGGAAGGGAGUGCUCUGUGGAAUCUCAUGCGGACGGAACUUGUUUCGAAUCAAUUCCAUGUUCUGGUGAAGGAGCUGGGGAGAGCUCUAGAUAUAUUACCUCUGAGCUUGCUUAAUCUGACGGUGGACACUAGGGAGCAAGUGGAGCUCCUUCACAAGCAAGCCAAAAGGGUCGAAUUGUUCGUUGACCCUCGAGAGAUUCAGACAAAGCAGGAGCUCCUCCAAGUUGUGGCACCUAGAAAUCAGAAGAACAGCAAGGACAAGGGCUUCAUUGACUUUGACAAACUGGGAGGGAUCUUGAGCCGCAUUGGUUUGAGAAGCUCGUCGGAUUAUGAACAAGAAAUAGCAAAGCUAGGGGCAGAAGCAGAGAAGCAGGCUGGCACAGGCGGGCUCAUCGUUGUCUCUAGCAUCAACAAUCUCAUAACUGUUGUUUCACUAGCCAAAUCGACAAUUUUUACCAAGGAGGAAAAUGGAAAAGGCAAUGAAAACUUGAGGCUGCGCUCGGCAUCAUUUAGGCUUCAGGAUCAGUCUUCAUCUUCCCAGUCAAUAAUUUUCAACAUCCCUGAUGAAUUUCGCUGUCCAAUUUCACUGGAUUUGAUGGGGGACCCUGUGAUAGUAGCAUCAGGUCACACCUAUGAUCGAAAUUCAAUCGCCCAGUGGAUAAAUUCGGGCCAUCACACUUGCCCAAAAAGUGGGCAGAGGCUAAUCCACAUGGCCCUUAUACCCAAUUAUGCACUCAAGAGUUUAAUCCAUCAAUGGUGCCAGGAGAACAACAUACCAAUCAUUGAGCCAACAGCUUCAUCUUCUUCAAGCUUGGACAGAAGCAACAGCAAGAGGAAGUCAUGUGAUAAUGCAAUUGAUCACGUCUCCGCGACAAAAACUGCCAUGGAUGCUGUCAAAAUGACAGCUGAAUUUCUGGUGGGGAAACUGGCAACCGGGUCACCAGAUAUCCAGAGGCAGGCAGCAUACGAGCUGCGUUUACUUGCAAAAACAGGCAUGGACAACCGCAGGAUAAUUGCUGAGGCAGGAGCCAUUCCAUUUCUGGUUACGUUGCUUGGUUCCCCUGACCAAAGAAUUCAGGAGAAUGCCGUCACUGCCCUCCUAAACCUGUCCAUUCUUGAGAACAACAAGAUACUAAUAAUGGCGGCUGGUGCAAUUGACAACAUAAUCGAUGUUCUACGCUUGGGGAAAACCAUGGAGACCAGAGAAAACGCUGCAGCGGCUAUCUUCAGCUUGUCCAUGAUAGAUGAAUUCAAAGUGAUCAUUGGUUCCCGUCCCAGAGCCAUACCAGCCUUGGUAACCCUCCUGAAAGAUGGCAGCACAGAUGGGAAAAGAGAUGCUGCAACAGCACUUUUUAACCUUGCGCUUUACAAUGUCAACAUGGUAACUGUUGUUGCUGCUGGUGCAGUUCCACUAUUCAUUGACCUCUUGAUGGAUGAUACGGCAGGCAUUACGGAUAAUGCUUUGUCAGUUCUUGCUCUGCUUUUGGGUUGUUCUGAAGGGCUGGAGGAAAUAAGGAAAAACGGAGUCCUGGUUCCCCUUCUCAUUGAUCUCCUGAGAUUUGGUUCUCCAAAGGGGAAGGAGAGUUCAAUAACUCUGCUGUUGGGGCUCUGCAAAGAUGGUGGGGAGGAAGUUGCAAAACGAUUACUCAUAAAUCCACGAAGCAUUCCUUGCCUCCAGAGCUUGGCUUCUGAUGGGUCUCUGAAGGCUCGAAGGAAGGCGGAUGCUCUGCUUAGAUUACUCAACAGAUGCUGUUCUCAGCCUCGCAAUCCUGUUUGAUUUACACACUGUAGGAAAACAUCCAAGUAAGAAAAGUGUAAAUUUGUGAAACUUAUAUAAAUGGAAAUGGUGUUCAUUUGCUAGUGCAA
This is a messenger RNA of Diospyros lotus (date-plum), 2271 nucleotides long. Its product is annotated as U-box domain-containing protein 1-like. The record is from RefSeq and is a predicted model, not a curated record. The transcript has a single exon. Gene Ontology annotation, molecular function: protein binding; ubiquitin-protein transferase activity. Gene Ontology annotation, biological process: cell surface receptor signaling pathway; protein ubiquitination. Lineage: Eukaryota; Viridiplantae; Streptophyta; Magnoliopsida; Ericales; Ebenaceae. The coding region runs from base 104 to 2182 and encodes 692 amino acids. Gene Ontology annotation, cellular component: nucleus; cytoplasm.